GUACAAACUUGUGACAUUACUUACACAGCAUUCAUUGUCCAUGGUGGCGGGUGCAGCGGUGGUGGUCGUGGUGGUGGUAAGAGUUGUUACAGAGUGGGCAACCGAUACAUGCUAAUUAGAUAUGGCGGCCAUAAUGUAUGUACUCGGAAUUGCCCGCACUUGCAAGUUGCACCAGUGUCUACCCGACGGUGUGAGUUGUCAACGGUUUGGGGUAACACUACGAGUCAUAUUACGGCUUGACGCCUGUUAUAAGCCUGCUACCACACGAUGAACGUUCCCUCCCCAGCUUCUCGCCGUCCCACUCUCGUCCACAAACAGAUCAUAUAGUCAUGGCUUCGGAAACUAAGGUCAUUCUAUGGGGCUUUGGCAAAGAUUCGAACGUGCCCAGUCCUUCUGCGUUUUGUCAGAAAGUGGAGACCUUCUUGCGGUUCACAUCCACACCGUACGAAUUCCGCGCGACUACUUCAAGUAAAGCACCGAAACGUAAACUGCCAUACGCCGAUGUCCAUCACAACGGCAAGAUUGUGACGAUCGCCGACUCCCAUUUCAUCAUUCGCUAUCUCAUCGAGAAUGGCAUAUCCAGUGAUCCAGACAGCAAAGCUAAUCUCACGUCCAUACAAAAAGCCGAGUCACGAGCGUUCCAAGGGUAUUUGGAAGAGGUCGUUUAUAAAGCUAUCGCCUACGAAAAGUGCUUCAACGAUACUAAUUUCGCGAAUGCGAUGUCAGAACUGCCAGAAAUUGCGGCUAUUCCAUGGAUUAUCAAGCCACUCGUCAUAAAAAUGGUGCGGAGAAGUGCUCGAAAGUCAUUGUGGAACGCGGGAGUCGGAAGGCAUUCUCGAGACGAAGCGAGGACGUUGGAGGAUGAGGGAUUUGGAGCUUUGGAUGCACGCUUGUCCCUCCAUCCAUAUUUCCAUGGUGAUAAAGCUACGUCGAUCGAUAUUAUGAUUGCGGGUUUGUUGACAAGUACUUUGGGCACGAAGGCGAAUCCCUACUUCUACGACAUGGUCGUGAAGAGUCCUAUUCUUAUUUCCUUCUGUCGGCGCAUGUCGGUUCCACUCUUUCCGGAGUAUGAGCAAGUGAUCCUCGAUAUCGAAAAUGCGGAAAAGGAACAAGGCAAAAAUGAAGAUGCUGUAGAGACCUCCUCUUCGUAAGAAGCUGAGAUUAUACUCAACUUUUCGCAGAUACUUUUUUGUUGGAUGACCCCCAAAGUCAAGUUGCAGUCAUCCACAGUGCGCUGACAUCAUUUCGAUUUAAAGUAACUGCGGUGUGAUAGUAUUACUUGACUACAAAAAUUGGUCAUGAUACGCUGUCAGUGCUAGUAAUCGUUGUAAUUGCCAAUCUGAUCCACGAAAGUAUUGAGACUAUG
This is a messenger RNA of Serpula lacrymans var. lacrymans S7.9, 1366 nucleotides long. RefSeq lists its product as uncharacterized. The record is from RefSeq and is a predicted model, not a curated record. Bases 330 to 1151 code for a protein of 273 amino acids. Lineage: Eukaryota; Fungi; Basidiomycota; Agaricomycetes; Boletales; Serpulaceae. The transcript is spliced from 3 exons.